Molecule: messenger RNA, 1647 nt
Organism: Podarcis muralis (Common wall lizard)
Lineage: Eukaryota; Metazoa; Chordata; Lepidosauria; Squamata; Lacertidae
Source: RefSeq, a predicted model, not a curated record
GUUUUUUCUUGUUUUUCUCCAUCUGUUAACUAGAGAACCCCUCACAAUUACCAUUUUUUAUAAGCUAAAAGGUCCCAGCAGCACAAGCAGAUCUUUAUAAGGAAGAUGAUCAGUUUCUGAAAGAAAACACAACAGUAAGUUUGUUCUUUGGACUUCUGUAAUAAUGGCUGCCUGAUAGCACUUUGGGCUUUGAUGUUGGUGCUUUUGGGCAAACUGAAGACCACCAUCUUGUAUGCUGGUAGCAAGACCUGGAACUAUGCAGUUAUGAUGUUAAAUGUAUGAAUAACUCAAGAUCUGAAGGGUUGAGAUGACAUAACUUGGAGUUUGGAAACAAAUAUACCCAUUGUAAGUGGUUUUUCAAAUGAAAUCUUCAAGGCCCAUGUUGUACACUAGAAAGUUAGAAACCAAAAUUAAUCCCUCCCUUACCCAUUAGGUAAAGACUGGUGUUUCUCUUUCUAAACCAGGGAUGGGGAACUUGUGGUCGAACAGACAUUGGUAGAUUCCAGCUCCCCUUCCUCCAGCUAGCAUGGACAAAGGGAACUUUGCAACGCAAGGACAUCUAGAGAGCCACAGGUUCCUCAUCCCUGCUCUAAACAGACCCGUGAUGGUGGAGUCCUAACUUCUGCUUGGCAUCUUUAAGGCAUUGUGGGCAUUUUCAUACAGCGCCACAUGUUAAGGAAGACAAGAGAGACAGGUUUUCUAGCAUCACCUUUGUGCCUCAGGAGGACCUGAAAGCCACAUCACUAGAGAGGCUGGAGGAGGAGGAGGGUUUGUUAAAGGGAAAAUUGCUAGGAGCUGAGCAACUGCGAACCCUUGGAGGUAUCAUAUAAGCCUGUCAGCUGAUAUGAAUAAAGAAGCUCUUACCUGGGGGUAAUAGAAGACACUGGUGCUACAAUAGGGGCAAAGCAUAUAGGGUUGGCUGGUUUGCGAAUGUAAAUGAGAUUGUCCUCUCACAAACGUCCCAGAUUUUGAUGCCAUUAUGGAUGGAUAUUGUCAGAGAGCAAGAAGUGACUCUUGAGUUCCUUGUCCGCAAGGCUAGGAAGGGAAUGGGCCAGGCUGGCUUGGGCUGAGCUUUCAGCCUAGGAUUCCCAGCCCUGGAGACCAUCAGCAGAGAGAAGGCCAGGAUGCAUUGUGAUGCAAGCGUAGCCCUUCCGAGUCACAAUGCCGCUGAGCCGCUGCCUCCCUCUGGGCUCCGUCCCAGCCUGCCCUUUGCAAUAGGCGCUUCAACCUGCCCAGUAGACUCUUAGGGAGCACUCCUCCGCCUUUGAUAGACAGGUCUGGGGCUCGGACAUGAGCUCCCAAGAGACCCCACAAGCUCGGAGAUUUCCAAUAGAGGCAGGAGAUUCUCCCAGCCUGGCGACUGCCCCCGAAACACAGGAGCCAGUUGCCCCUGAGCGCACUGCAACAAGGCAGCUGCGAAGAUGUCCAGGGUGCCACUGCCUGACCCUGCCCAACGUCCCCAUUGACGUCUACAUUGCCAUGGGUGGGAGCCACAGGCCACGAACCACCUGAAGGCUCCCCUAGGUCGGGCUCGAGUGCUGAGGCCACAGCGGCUGUCCCAGGAAACACACUGACAGCCGGACAACAGCAAAGCAAGCCACACAGAACAGUGACGCACAUUUUAAUAAAAGGACACCUUAAAAUGUU